Molecule: messenger RNA, 3535 nt
Organism: Drosophila bipectinata
Lineage: Eukaryota; Metazoa; Arthropoda; Insecta; Diptera; Drosophilidae
Gene: Trim9
Product: E3 ubiquitin-protein ligase Trim9
Biological process (GO): axon guidance
Cellular component (GO): neuron projection
Molecular function (GO): protein binding; zinc ion binding
Source: RefSeq, a predicted model, not a curated record
UUAAAGUGAAACUAAUAAAGAUUAAAACUGCCAAGUGAAGUGUUAAACAUAAAUCUGAAAGCAAUCUUUGAAAACAUGUUGGCCCAAAGUGCCCAACCGAAUUAACUGAGACCGUGGAAAAAUCGCUUAUUUCGAGCUUACCAAUUUUUAAAAGCGGAUUCAGAACCGGAUUAAGUCUCACCCGAAAUGGAGGACGAACUGCGCUGCCCCACGUGCAAGCAGCUGUACGCCAAUCCGGUGCUGCUGCCCUGCUUCCACGCCCUCUGCCUGGGCUGUGCUUUGGACAUUCAGACCCCCUAUAAUCCGGGGUCAGGUCUCCCAGUGACCACCAACGGAUCGGGGGCUUCCUCCACCGCCGGACACAAUGGACUCCAUGGACCCGUGAACGGAGGAGCGGCCGGGGGAAACACAGCUGGAGCUAAUUCCGGUGGCCCUGGCACCCGUCACAGCUCCCACAGCUCCGCGGCCAGCACAGCCAGCUCCAAUACCGGGAGCGAGAGCGUCACCUCCGACCAGGAUCAGUCGGACAAGGUGAGCAUCUUCAGCGAGGCGGACUCGGGUGUCGUCUGCUGCUCCAACACAUCGCGACCGGUCUCCUAUGCCGGCACUGGAAUGCUACCGGGUGUGGGUAACGUGGUGGCUCCACCGGGAGCUGCCUACUGUCUCACCUGCCCGCUCUGCCGCAAGCUCGUGUUCUUCGACGAUGGCGGGGUAAGGAACCUGCCCACCUACCGGGCCAUGGAGGCCAUCGUCGAUCGCUUCUGCGCCCGCGAGGCGCUCCGCUGCCAGAUGUGCGAGACGGACCCCAAGGUAGCUUCGUUGAUCUGCGAGCAGUGCGAGAUUCGCUACUGCGAUGCCUGUCGGGAGCUCUGUCAUCCGGCCCGCGGUCCGCUGGCCAAGCACACACUGGUGAAGCCCCGAGGAGCUGCCCAGCAGCGUGAGUCCGUAUGCGGGGAGCACGAGGAGGCACUCUCCCAGUACUGUCUCAGUUGCAAGGCGCCCGCCUGCGGGCUGUGCCUCCAGGAGCAGCGCCACCAGGCCCACGACGUUCAAUCCAUCAACGUCACCUGCAAGGCUCAAAAGACGGAGCUGUCGCACAAUCUGCAACAAUUGUCGGAGAAGGCACGUUCCACGACCGAAUUCAUCCAGCGCCUCAAAGGCAUGAGCGACAAAGUAACGGAAUCCUGCAUGGAGUUCGAGCGACUGGUGCACGCCCAAUGUGAAGCUUUGAUUCAGGCCAUUCACGACAGACGCGAAUAUCUGCUGGAGGCGAUUCGCAUGGACAAGGACACCAAGAUCAGGAUAUUGAAGGAUCAACAAUCAAACUGCACUGGCAAACUGCAACAAACCACAGGACUUAUUCAGUUCUGCAUUGAAGCUCUGAAGGAGACUGACAGCGCCGCCUUUCUACAGGUUGGUGCCAUGCUUAUAAAUCGAGUGGCCAACACAGACAUGACCUGGCACCAGGAGGUCACAAAUGCUGCCCCCCGGGUUUCGCCCAUCGUAGACUUGACCCUUGAUGAUGCCGCCUUGGCUCGUGCCAUUGAUAACUUGAACUUUAUCCAAAUGAAAGCCGUCAAAGAUGGAGAUGAAAGAUGUCCGGCAGCCCCCAUGACGCCAACCAUUCUGCCAUCGGACUGCUCGGCGGAGAAUAAUUCCGUGACAGUGGCGUGGCAGCCACCGAAUCAUUCCUUUGUCGAGGGCUAUGUCCUCGAACUGGACGAUGGCAGCGGUGGAGAGUUUAGGGAAGUCUACUGCGGCAAGGAAACAAUUUGCACCGUGGACGGGCUGCACUUCAACUCGAUGUACAAUGCCCGGGUGAAGGCCUUCAAUAGCGCCGGAGAGGGUGAAUACUCGGAGCUGAUUGGACUUCAGACCGCCGAAGUGGCCUGGUUUACGUUUGAUCCCGUUUUGAGCGGCGGUGCCGGUUCGGGCUUAAUCUUUAGCAAAAACAACGCCACCGUUAGCGUCGAGGGCUGGGAGCACCGGGUGGCCCUCGGCUCGGUUGGAUUCUCCCGCGGCAUCCACUACUGGGAGUUCACCAUCGACAACUACACGGCGGACACGGAUCCGGCCUUUGGAGUGGCACGUAUCGACGUGGCCCGGAACAAAAUGCUCGGCAAGGACGAAAAAUCAUUUGCCAUGUACAUCGACCGUCAGAGAUCCUGGUUCCAGCACAAUUCCAUCCAUGAGCGACGAGUCGAGGGGGGAAUCACCACGGGAAGCACGAUUGGUGUACUCCUGGAUCUGGAGAGGCAUACUCUGAGUUUCCUGGUCAAUGAAAUGCCACAGGGAUCGGUGGCUUUCCGGGACCUCUACGGUGUUUUCUAUCCGGCAGUAAGCAUCAAUAGGGGCGUCACACUGACCAUGCACACGGCUCUGGAUGCCCCGAAAAUGGACUACUUUUAGAGAGUAUGGCAGGGUUGGACCGAGGGUAGCUAAUUGUGUACAUAUAGAGCUUGGCAUUUGACAGUUAUCGGUGUCUAUAUAUAGCAUUACCUUAAUACGAAGUGUUUACUCAGACAUCUUACAUAUAUGUAUGUUAUGUGUACGUGUAGUUUCGGGCAAGUUCAGCGACAUAUCUCCACUUAAUCGUAUCCCUAUUCGUAGUACUAGGCACCGUUUGUAAAACGCUGCGCCAAAAACGGAGAACAAAUUAUUGAAAAUAAUUGAAAACAUUUUCGCAGUAACUUUAUGUAAAUAUAAACACAAAUUAUCGGCAUACUAUAAUAACAAAAGCUCUGAAUGUUUUACAUCACAAAAAUAAAGCCAAAAAUCAAGCACAGUGCAACAAAACAAAACUAAAAAUCGCAAACACCAAAAAAUAAAUCAAAUUUCAACGCAAGCGAACGACAAAAUAAGGUAAAAAUCCAAUUAGCCAUUAGUGUAGGUAAAUAUCUGCAUUUGUGUCACAACAUACGCGAAAGUAAAUGUUUAUGGUUAAUAAAAUUAAAACACAUUUGUCUGAGGCUAGAAUGCAAUCAAAACUGGAGUGGUGGGAGAAGUUUUUAUUUUAAAGACUGAAUACAAAUGUUGUUAAUAAGACAGUAAAUGGAACGCCUCAUUUGUGCAAAAUGGAAAAAUACUUAAAAUUCACCAAAAUCUUUCCCAUAAUUACCCAAUGUUACUGAAAAACAAAAAAUAUUUUAGAGCACACAAAUGGCAAAAAAUCCCAACAAAAAAAAAAAGGAAAAACGAGAGCCAACAAUUUCGCUUAUAAAAUCAAAUAUGCAUCGGAAUAUUUAUAAUUAAAGUACCUACCAAUUAAGUUCCCUGUAAAUAUUCAUGUAUUUUUUAAUAAACGUUCGGCUAUUCUAGUUUUUCCUAUUUAAGGUUUAAUAAAAUAACAUUAAAUUCCAAUGUAUGUACGAAAUAUUUAUACUUUUCAACUUAAGCGUAUCUACACGGAAAAUCAACAAUUAAAGUUAAUUACCACGUACUAUGCAUGUUUAAAUAUUUAUAAUUGUAAUAAUAUUGAAAUACAAAUAAAACAGAGAGCAAAAAAUGUAAUUGCAUAGGCAUGAACAAGCACACA